Molecule: messenger RNA, 1441 nt
Organism: Dipodomys ordii (Ord's kangaroo rat)
Lineage: Eukaryota; Metazoa; Chordata; Mammalia; Rodentia; Heteromyidae
Gene: Slc25a2
Product: solute carrier family 25 (mitochondrial carrier; ornithine transporter) member 2
Exons: 1
Coding region: 1-906 (301 amino acids)
Biological process (GO): mitochondrial L-ornithine transmembrane transport
Molecular function (GO): L-ornithine transmembrane transporter activity
Source: RefSeq, a predicted model, not a curated record
AUGAAGUCCAGCCCCACUAUCCAGGCUGCCAUAGAUCUCACCGCGGGGGCCGUGGGGGGCACCGCGUGUGUGCUGACCGGACAGCCCUUCGACACAAUGAAAGUGAAGAUGCAGGCCUUCCCCACCCUGUACAAGGGCCUCACCGACUGCUUCCUGAAGACCUACCACCAAGUGGGCUUCCGAGGCUUUUACCGGGGGACCAGCCCCGCCCUGCUGGCUUAUGUUGCCCAGAGCUCUGUGCUCUUCAUGUGCUACGGCUUCUGCCAAGAGUUCGUCAGGAAAGUGGCUGGACUGAGCAAGGGGCAACAGCUGAAUGAUCUGCAGAAUGCGGCCUCCGGGUCCUUGGCCUCCGCCUUUGCCGCGCUAGUACUCUGCCCCACUGAGCUGGUGAAGUGCCGUCUGCAGACCACGUAUGAAAUGGAGAUGGCAAGGAAGAUAGCACCAAGUUCCAAGUCGAUCUGGUCUAUUGUAAAGAAUAUCUUUAUGAAGGAGGGCUUCUUGGGGUUCUACCACGGACUCUCGAGCACUCUAACUCAAGAAAUACCUGGUCAUUUCUUCUACUUUGGUGGUUAUGAAUUGAGCAGGUCGUUUUUUGCAUCAGGGGGAUCAAAGGACGAACUAGGCCCAGUCCCUUUGAUGAUAAGUGGUGGAAUGGCUGGAGCCUGCCUCUGGCUGGUCAUAUUCCCAUUGGAUUGUAUUAAAUCUAGAAUUCAAGUUCUUUCUGCAUCUGGAAAGCAGGCAGGGUUAGUGAGAACCUUUUUAACUAUUGUGAGAGAUGAAGGAAUAUUAAUCUUAUAUUCUGGACUGAAGGCAACCAUGGUUCGAGCGAUUCCUUCCAAUGCUGCACUAUUUGUGGCUUAUGAAUACAGCAGGAAGUUGAUGAUGAGCCAGCUGGAAGCAGACUGAAAUAUCUUGGUGUAUCUGCCUCUUAGUAUAUGAACUUGAGGACUACAGCUGAGGCUCAGUGACUAUAAGACCAACAUGAAAUUGUUUUUAAUGGCACAGGAAUUUUCGUUUUAUCUUGCUGCCUUCUACUUUAAAUCUCCAACUUUAUAAACCUGUAUUUAUAUCGCAUAAUUCCUGUCCAUAAUCACAUGGAAAUAGAAAAUUUGCUGUUCUUCAUGUUGGUAAGAUAUGGAGAGUAAGCCUGUUUGCUGUGUAGCUCAUCUGACAGACUGAGUGCAAUUCUGUCAAGAUUUUGGUGUAAAUUUAUAUGUGUACAUGCUAUUUAGAUAUAUGUUGUGAGACAAUCAUUAUUUGGCUCCCUUAUUCUUAUAUAUUACCCAGAAUACCAAGAGUUCAUCAGGUUUCAUGCGGAUAGGUAUAAAUGAUUGCUUAACUCAUUCAAGAUGUCAAAUCUAUUAUUAAACCGACUUAAUGUAUGCAUCACUUUGGGAUGUUUAAUGAUUUUAAAAACAUCUUUAUGUAGUGCUUGUAAACU